Nematocida parisii ERTm1 is the source of this 1230-nucleotide messenger RNA. RefSeq lists its product as uncharacterized. Gene Ontology annotation, molecular function: protein binding. NCBI's taxonomy places the organism in Eukaryota, Fungi, Microsporidia. The transcript has a single exon. The coding region runs from base 1 to 1230 and encodes 409 amino acids. The record is from RefSeq and is a predicted model, not a curated record.
AUGAUAAAACUGUCAAAAAAUGAGCAUCUUAUAUGGAAGCCUGUAAUAGAGGAAAGCAAAUACUUGAAUCGCCUAGGAAAUAUUUAUUUCUCUCAGAAGAAAAUAGAAGAGGCUAUUAAGGCGUAUAAUAAAGCACUGGAAUUGAGCACAGAGGCACAGGCCACAGAGGUUCAAGAAAACAUUGACAUGCUAAAACAGUGGAUAUCAAGAAAAGAGCCUAUUCUAAGUGAGUGCCCAGAAGUCAUGUGCUUGUUUAAAUCGCUAGGGUAUACUAGUGACAAUCCUUCUACUAUAGAAUACAUCAAUAAUGCAAUGCGCACCGAGCUAAAGAUAGAAUCUGUGGGCUUACUAGAAGAAAUAGCAAAGGAGCUCUCAAAAAAUAUUUCAGACAACACGGGAACAGAGCGGGUUCUAAAUAUUUUAUCUCUAUGCAGUCUGGUCAAAUUCAAGAAGUCUAUUCUUACAGCAACAGAGAUUUCAGAAAGUAAUAUUUCUGUGAUUUACAACCAUAUUCUGUUCUGGUGCAACGAAAACACACAAAUUGACACAGAUGUUGCCAAUGCUGCAAUUGAGUGGUACACUUCCAAAUACUCCACUGCAUCACAAAAGCUUGUAGCAAAGCAUGCUGUGCUUCUUGUUAUGACAAAUCUUUCUAAGAGUGGAUCUGUAAAAGAGUUUAAUGAAAUAUUUAUGAAAGUUAAGGACCACAUAAAAGAAGACACAAAGGAUUUAGAACGAAUAACUGAAAUGAAAUUAAAAUUAGAAGAAAUAAACAGCCCCAUAGACGAAGACAAAUCCGUACUGGAAAAUAUAGAGGUUCCGUUAGAGACGGCCAAUAAAAAAGAGACGGAGCCAAAACAGCAGCAGCCGACCGUAAAAAACUCAAGCGAGCUAUUGUCUAAAAGAGAAGAAGUUAUGCGAAUGCUGACAGAAACAGGACCAGGUAAUAAAAAAUCUAGUAAAAAAUCUAAGAGAACAAGGCCAGAUGAAGAGGAAGAAAAGCCUGCAAAGAGACAGAAAAUAAAGCAAGAGGACAAAGAAGAGAGAAAGCCUAGAAAUUCAUCUGUUAAAAAGCCGAGCAGCACAGCAGUAUCUAGCGAUGACGAUGAGACUGCAUCCAUUAAAAAACAUAAAGUCAAAGCAGGCAAAGAGAGAAAAUCAGAAGAGCCCGAACCAGUGGCCAUUAAAAGAGCUUCUCACACGGUUUUGUCCAGUGAUGAAGAAGACUGA